This is a messenger RNA of Sipha flava (yellow sugarcane aphid), 684 nucleotides long. RefSeq lists its product as uncharacterized. The coding region runs from base 1 to 684 and encodes 227 amino acids. Lineage: Eukaryota; Metazoa; Arthropoda; Insecta; Hemiptera; Aphididae. The record is from RefSeq and is a predicted model, not a curated record. The transcript is spliced from 2 exons.
AUGAAGAGAAUAAGUCAGCCAUCGGUUUUAAAAUUUUUUGAGAAGAAAAAAAAAUCUGAAAAUGUUGCCAAAGGAACCCUUUGCAAAGUGUGCGUUUUAUUUGGUCGUAAUCAUGGUGGUCGUGGGGGACAAGAACAACGGUCUUUAGUGGUCAUCCCAUUUAUAAAUUGGAAAAAAACUAAACAAGUAUUUGACAGUCAUAGUAAGGCAGACUAUCAUAUGUUAUCAGUUGAAAAAGCUCAAGGGUUUAUGACAGUUAUGGCAGGGAAAACUACUGAUAUUUUAACAUCUAUAAGUUCAGAAAAUAGAAAACAAGCCGAAGAAAAUAGGAAAAAAAUGAUCUCUAUUGUUGAAACCGUAAUCUUAUGUGGUCGUCAACAAAUAGCUCUAAGGGGUAAAAAUGAAACUGGCAAAGUAGGUUUAACAGAACCCCCCUAUAAUGAUGGCAACUUUCGUGCACUUUUGCGAUUUCGUGCAAGAUCGGGUGAUCUUUUCCUAAAGGAACAUAUUUUAUCCCAAACAUCCGACAGUCGAUCAAUGUUCACGUCACCAACAAUACAAAACGAAAUUAUUAAUCUAUGUGGCAAUUUUAUUCAAGAAAAUUUUGUCAAUAGAAUAAAAAAUGCUGGAUUUUUACAACUCUUGCUGAUGAAACGCAAGAUAUAUCAAGGUACGAGCAAUUAG